CUGGUGGUUGCGCUCGAGAGCGGGGCGAGAACGGCUGGUUCCUGCAGCGCCCAGGCCAGCACGGAAGCGCCCUGGUAGAACCCAGCCGAGGAUACACGCUUCUCCCCGCGCGGCCAGAGGGCAGAGCAGCAAAGCGCUCCCGGGGGCAUUGUGUGACAGCCAAGCCCAGAGAUAGCAGGCCCUGGGGGCAGCUCCACCACAGGAGACAGGACACGCCUCAGCCCGGGCAAAUUCCCGGCCUCCUCUGGCUCCAGGCCAGCAGCCGCCGCCCUCCACCUCCUCUCCUCCUCCGCCGCCGCCGCCCCGGCCGCCUCGCCGUGCCCCGAACCGCCCGCGCCUGGGCGCGCGGCCCCUCGGCCCACAGCGCUGACGGCGCGGUUGGGACGGGACCGAUGUGGCGCAUGCGUGGUGGCGCCACUAGGCGCGGGAGUUGCGGCGGCGGGCAUGGCGGCGGGGAUAGCCGCGGGCCAGGCCGCCCGGGCCGGGUUCGUGGGGGUGGCGGCAGCAGCGGCGGCGUGGGCUGGCGAGGCCGUGCGGGCGGCGCCCGACAGCAGCUGGAGGAGCGGUUUGCCGACCUGGCGGCGAGCCACCUAGAGGCCAUCCGCGCGCGGGACGAGCGGGACCGGCAGAACGCGCGGCUACGCGAGGAGAACGCCCGGCUGCGGCUCGAGAACCGGAGGCUGAAGCGCGAGAACCGCAGCCUCUUCCGUCAGGCUUUGCGGUUCCCCGGCGAAGACGCCGACGGGACGCCCGCGGAGGCAAACCCAGGCCCCGAGGAGGCCAGCACGAACCGCAGGGCGAGAGGCAGCGGCCGUGAGGAUCAGCCCGGCAGCCCCAGGGCCCUGAGGGCUCGGCUUGAGAAGCUGGAGGCCAUGUACCGCCGGGCUCUGCUGCAGCUGCACGUCGAGCAGCGGGGGCCGCGCCCCCGAGGGGACAAGGAGGAGCAGCCUCUGCGGGAGCCUGACUCAGGCCUCCACGCCCGGGACCCGGAACCCUCUGGGCCCAGGUUGUAACCGAGGCCGCCGCGGGGGAGAGGCGGAGCCUCGCGCGGGCCCCUCCUCCUCCGUUCCUCGGCUCCCCCCACCUCGCCCAUGCCCCGGGCCACUCGGAGGGCGGAAACUUUGGACCGCUGUGCUCUCCCGCCUCCUGUCCCGCCUGCGGACACUUCCGGGUGGUGCUUCCCGAUCUGCCCGGCCGAGGCCGAGAGGGUGCCAGGGCCCUCUGGGCUUCCCACGUGCACCGAGCACCUGUCGCUUGCCCCUGCGGGAUUCCAUGGACAGAGGCCUAGCAACGGAGGGGCGGGUUGGGUUUUAAAACAGCAAGAACUGGGUGCCAGUAAACACUCCUAAUUUCUGAACCUUUCUAGGUGUGGUGAGGAUCUGUUGUGUGUGCGUUUUCUCUUUUUGUGAGGGAUGAGUAAUGCGUUUUGAGUUAGUUGAGUUCGUUGUCCAUUCUUCAACCCCCCAAAGCCUUCAGCUAUUAUCUCUUAUGUGGCCAACAUUUCAAAUACAGUGUUUGUUUUUACAAAUCGGUAUCACUUGGAUGUCCUAUACAGUACUCCAUUUUUAUAAAGAAGAGAAGAAUAUAUAUAACUUAGGAAACUCGUGUACCCCUGCUUCCAGUUCAUAUACAUCUAAUAUAUACUGAAUCGUUUACUCCCCAGAAAAAAUUUUAAGUAUCUGCCUAUAGGUGAUCCUUUAGAAAUGGUAAAUAAAUCUGGUGCAUUAAAAAUAAUCCAAAAGUUUCCCAUGCCUAUUAUUUUAAGUGUGUUAAAUUUUUAUACGUUGACAGAUAUACAUGUAUGUAUACCUUACAUUUUUAAUAUUUGGCUUUGGUUAUCCUAUGUAAACAAUAAUUUUGCUUUAUGUAACGGUGAUCUUUUAAAAUAAUCUGAAGAUUAGAUACUCUAAACAUUUCAUCAUUUUUAUUAUAUUUUGGACUUGACAACAGAGUGCUUAAUCAGUGCAUAGCCAGUUUACCUUAUUUUGCCUAAAAACUUUUAAGAAAUUAUAAAUUGCUUUCAUACCAAAGAGAUUUAAGUCUCAGUUGUGAUUUCAAUGUCAGAAAAAAUAUGACUAAUUUUAACAACAAAUGUUCUAAGCUCACUUUUAUUGCAUUUUGUUAACGAAUAGCACUUUUGCUUACUAAGUAAUUGUGCCUGAUAAAAAUCACGGGUUUAAAAGUGUUUCAGUGACGGAAAACACUUUGGGGGGGGAAAUGUGGGUAGAAUUGUUAGGGGAAUAAAAUGUAUUACAGUAUAUUACAAAAGUUUCAAAUAUUUAUUAUAUAUCACAAAAAGUACCGAGGAAACUAGUUUUGUGAUUCUUCUAGUUCUGGAUUUUGAAGACACUUUGCAUUUUACUUAAAGGUAACCACUAUUUAGUUGUGAAUAUUAAAAUCUUUCUCUAUGGCCAAACAAUAUGAAAAGAAAGUUGGUGAGAAGAGGUAGGUGUAUGAAAAUAAAUUUUAUCUCUCUAUCCUUCAUUUUGUAACAGUGAAAGAAAUAUAGUCAUGCACUGACUGAUGACAUUUCAGACCACAUAUAUGAGGACAGUCCCAUAAGAUUUUAAUACUAUAUUUUUACUGACCCUUUUCUAUGUUUAGAUGUGUUUAGAUACACACCUACUUACCACUCUGUUAACAGUUGCCUACAGUAUUCAGAACAGUAAUAUGCUGUACAGAUUUGUAGCCUAGGAGCAAUAGGCUAUACAAUAUAGCCUUGGUGUGUAGUGGGCUAUACCAUUUACAUUUGUGUAAGUAUACUCUGUGAAGUGCACACAAUAACAAAAUCGCCAAAGGACCCAUUUCUCAGAAUAUACUCCUCCCAUUAAGUGACAAAUGACUGCAGAACAUUUUUAGGAGGCAGCAGGAAUUGAAGAUUCCAAAAAAAUUUAUCCACCCUGCUGCUAUUAAACUAUAUCUUCAAGUUUAAAUUGAUCUCUUUAAGCCUGUCUUUUCAUUAGUAAAAUUAACAUAAUAUCUACCUUGAAAUGUUAAAAAAAUUUUAUUGAGAUAAUAUAAGCAAAAUACCUGCUUCAAAAUAAGCGUUCUGUCAGAAUUACAAUCAACAUGAAAAUCAUAAAUGCAUAUUUUCUCUUACAUUUUCCUGUGCUUUCUGUAUUUUGCUUCUACAUGAAUAUUAUCGGAGAUUUGUAAAUUUUAAAUAAGUUGACGUUUUUUCCUCCUUAUAAGCAAACAAGGGAGAUAAAACCAUAAUAAGGAAAUAAUGCAAUAUAACAUUCAAAACUACUUGCCAAUUGUGGCAAAAUUCAUAAUAUUCGACAAUCAAGCAAAAUAAUUUACAUAGUUCCUAAACAUUUUUUCUUUAAAAUUAUUUAUAUAUGAGUAAAGUUUAAAAUUGUUUAAUUUACAGGUGAAACAAGUUUUUGUAAAGUAAUGAGGCCUGUGCAUGUAUACAACACACAAAUGCGGGUUACUUUUGAGCAUAAUUCCUGAAAGACUGCAAAUUCUAAAACCAACCCCACUAAGAUGGGUUAAAGCUAAUGUAUAUUUCAAGUUUUAUGAAGUUCCCUGCUGAUAACUGAUAAAGUAUCAUAUGGUAAUAUAAAAGAUGUUCUGUUAUAUCAAAAUAUGUAGGUAUUUAAGAAAUGAAUAAAGUUGAUUUUUAAAUA
Molecule: messenger RNA, 3632 nt
Organism: Microcebus murinus (gray mouse lemur)
Lineage: Eukaryota; Metazoa; Chordata; Mammalia; Primates; Cheirogaleidae
Gene: TUSC1
Product: tumor suppressor candidate 1
Source: RefSeq, a predicted model, not a curated record